GCCAGCGCCUGGGCUCUUCCUGCCAGUGUUGGCUGUGCAAAUAGCGCAGAGUUCUGAGAGACCCUGAGCAGGGCAGAGCAGAGCAGACGGUGGACACCCGGAGCCUUCUCUGAUCCGGUCUGGGGCGGCCUCCCCUGCUGCCUGUGGAGUACCUGUGGUCGCUUGUAAGAAGAGGUCAGCUGUGCACAUGCGUGGCUGAGGAGACCACUCCGACCGACGCCCCGGCUGACCCUCUCUGUUUCAGCAAGGACAAGGCGUCCCCUGCGGGGGUAAUGACACCGCAAGGCUCCAUCUGAACUUCCUGGCAGCGCUCCAGCUCAGGGACUAAAGAGAGACCAGAUGUCACCACCGGGACGUCCUUGGCUCCGGCGCUGGCUCCCUGCAGCCCUCAGCACGCUCCUGGCUUUGAAGGCGUCCCUCUGUGGCCACGUGUCCGGCUCCCGGCCGAACUUUCUUCUCCUCAUGGCAGACGACGUGGGCAUUGGGGACAUCGGCUGCUAUGGCAAUGACACCAUCAGGACUCCAAACAUCGACCGCCUUGCAGAGGAUGGACUGAUCCUGACUCAACACCUCGCUGCCGCGUCCGUGUGCACACCCAGCAGGGCCGCCUUCCUGACGGGGAGGUACCCAGUGCGGUCGGGUAUGGUUUCCAGCAAUGGGUCUCGUGUUCUUCAGUGGACCGCAGUAUCUGGAGGCCUUCCAACAAAUGAGACAACCUUUGCAAAAAUACUGAAAGACAGAGGCUAUGCCACUGGACUGAUAGGGAAAUGGCAUCUGGGCCUCAACUGCAAGUCCUCCCACGAUCACUGCCACCACCCACUCAACCACGGCUUUGACUACUUCUACGGCAUGCCUUUCUCCAUGAUGGGUGACUGUGCCUUCUGGGAGCUCUCAGAGAAGCGCGUGGGUCUAGAGCGCAGACUCAGUCUCUGUUUCCAGAUCUUGGUCUUGGCCGGCCUCACGCUCACAGCUGGGAAACUCAGCCACCUGCUGGUGGUCUCAUGGACUCCAGUCAUCUGGUCAACCAUCGGGGCCAUGCUGCUCCUCACGGCCUCACGUUUCGUGGGGACGCUGAUUGUUCACGCGGACUGCUUUGUGAUGAGAAACCACACCAUCACAGAGCAGCCCAUGCAUUUCGAGAGAACUACCGCCCUUUUUCUGGAGGAGGCCUCGUCCUUUCUCAAAAGGAACAAGCACAGACCGUUCCUCCUCUUUGUCUCCUUCUUACACGCCCACACCCCUCUGAUGACCACGGAGAGCUUCCUCGGGAAAAGUCUUCACGGUCUCUAUGGAGACAACGUCGAGGAGAUGGACUGGAUGGUAGGACAGAUCCUUGGCACCUUGGACAGGGAAGGUCUGGCGGACAGGACCCUGGUGUAUUUUACAUCCGAUCACGGCGGAUCCUUAGAGUCGCAAAUUGGCAACCACCAGUAUGGCGGCUGGAACGGGAGGUACAAAGGCGGCAAAGGCAUGGGAGGCUGGGAAGGCGGCAUCCGCGUCCCGGGGAUAUUCCGCUGGCCCGGGGUGCUGCCGGCCGGCCGCGUGAUCCAUGAGCCCACCAGCCUCAUGGACGUCUUCCCCACCGUGGUCCAGCUGGGGGGCGGCCAGCUGCCCCAGGACAGAGUGAUCGAUGGCCGCGACCUCCUGCCUAUACUCCUGGGGACAGCCCGGCACUCGGAGCACGAGUUCCUGCUGCAUUACUGCGAGACGCACCUGCACGCGGUACGCUGGCACCAACGCGACCGAGCAACAGUGUGGAAAAUCCACUACAUGACCCCGGUGUUCCAGCCCGAGGGAGCCGGCGCCUGCUACGGGAGAGGGGUGUGCCCGUGCUCCGGGGAGAACGUCGCUCAGCACACCCCGCCCCUGCUCUUCAACCUCUCCGGAGACCCCUCGGAGACCCGCGCACUCACGCCGACCACAGAGCCCUCGUUCCACCAGGUCUUAGAAACCGUCUGGAGGGCGGUGCAGGAGCAUCGCCGGACGCUCAGCCCGGCUCCCCCGCAGAUGGACACGCCGGGAAACACAUGGCGCUUCGGUCUCCAGCCCUGCUGCGGCUCAUUCCCCUUCUGCUGGUGCGACAGGGAAGGCGACCCACCAUAAUAUCAGGGAGGCAGGUGGCAUGGAGGUUAAGGCGCUGGACACUCACGUGGCCAACCGUGGUUCAAGU
This is a messenger RNA of Tupaia belangeri chinensis (Chinese tree shrew), 2170 nucleotides long. It is a transcript of the gene ARSL, whose product is annotated as arylsulfatase L. Lineage: Eukaryota; Metazoa; Chordata; Mammalia; Scandentia; Tupaiidae. The record is from RefSeq and is a predicted model, not a curated record. The coding region runs from base 340 to 2103 and encodes 587 amino acids. The transcript has 11 exons. Gene Ontology annotation, molecular function: arylsulfatase activity.